AUGGUCCUACAUAAACAUUUCGGAUUGUUGCGCGAUCGUAUCAAACGUAACCUCCACGUACACUUCACCUUCUCCACCGUCCAGUCCAUCUGUCAGUCGCCCGACAUUGAUCAGCACACAUUCACCAUGCUCUACAAUCGUUACCAACGAUUCUUCACUUGCAAGUCGGCAUUGUUGGACGCCGUCACCUGUGGCAACCUGCCAAUCGUACAGACACUACUGCACCAGACACAUCCCAUCGUGUUUGAGCGAACCGAUGAUCUUUUGGUGCGUGCCACUCAAGGUGGCCACAUCAAGGUGCUCAAGUACCUCUUGGACACUGGCAAGUUCAACAACGAGGUGCUCUGGAAGAGACAUCCAAACGCCGUGAUGGAAGCCUUGCACAACAGCUCCACAUCUGCCGCCAUCCGAUUCCUGAUGGACCCUCACAACUUUCCUCAAGACCUCAUCGACUUGGUCAAGUCUAACGUGAAUCUUUACGCAAAGGCAUGCAUCAGAACUGGCGACCAACAACUGAUCGAUCAACUAUUGUCCUUGGAUGUUAUCAAGCAGAUUACAUUCACUUGUGACUUUAUGCUUCCAAACAACUUCCAACCAAUCCAUCAGCUGGCUCACUUUGAGCGUUUGUUCCAGGGCACCAAUGACGGUGGAGCACUGGACCGUCGUGCAGAGAAGGAGCUCACGUCAUCACGACAGACGACACAAUCAAUCUUGACAUCGACCACAGACACGUAUGCACACUCUGGCAUUGGUGACGAUCAACGAUUGGUCUUUAUCAAACUGGCCGAGGUCGUCAGUUGGGACGCCAACGAUGAUUUGGCUUCAUACUUGGCACACCAAUACGUUGUAACAGGUGACUUUGUACUCUUCCCCUACCUCUUCUCCAAGGCCAUACACGUAAAGACGAUGAUUAACUUGAUCGUCCUGCAUGGCAAUGUCGUACAGGCCAAAGUGGUGCUUGGCUAUCUGGACAAUGUGAUCAUGCCCGCUCAGUUGGGCACGAUACUGCGAGAGGAGCAAUUCGGCGAACUCUACGAUUCAUUCGUACAGGCGGACAACAUGUCCAACAGCUUCGAGAUCAUAAAGUACCUCAACAACAACCAGGUGGUCGUGAAGGAGGUGGCCAAGCUCUCCUCAGAUCUCUUCCCUGGCACGAUGGAGAUGCUCAAGUUCCUCCUGUCCGAUGCCAACAAGAUCUUCCCCAUGGAUAAGCUACAGAACAUGUUGGUGGUGCUGGCCAUUGAUCAGCUAGAGUACGUGCUCAAGACAAAACCAUCAGUGUUCCUCGCACCAGGCUCCCAUUCCCUCGUGCACAUUGCAAUGAACGCUUCUUUCUUUGCCCGUCUCGAUACAUUGGAUGCCAUUCUGGAUCACAUACAACCCGAGCGUCACUUAGAGUCGACUCUACAUUGUGCCUUGGCCAAUGGUGGACGACAUAUGGGGGUGAUCAAGUUGUUGGUCGAACGACAACAUAUAACACUCAACUCUAUAUCAUGUCAAAUUGGACAACUUGGUGAUGUGGAGCUCUUGGAGUAUGCAUUGGUCCAUUGUGUGGAUAAUAGUCUUGACGCAUUCCUCUCGAGCACCAUCAACACGGCCAUUUUCCGUCAUCAGGUGGACCUUAUCCAACACAUUUACGCACGACAUAAGGAUAAAGUACAGACAUAUCACCACAAACAGGCGGUGGAGCAUGGCAGUCUUGAGCUGAUGGAGUUCAUCUUUGCUGUGGACCCAUUGUCAAACACUGACCGACUGGAGACAUUCAUUCGAUGUGCAAUCUCUGAUGGAAACACAGAGAUAUUGGAUUGGCUGCUCAAGUGUGAGGACAAUGUUCCAAGACGAUCUCAGAUACUUCAAUCUCUUGUUCCACAGCAUACUACAUCAUUGGUUAACAAGUCUGAUAUAUUCACAUUGCAACAUCUUGUAAACAUUGGUGCCACGUUGGACAUGAAGGUGGCCAGCAAACUAAAGGCAUACAAGGAAAGCGAGGCAAUUCAAUAUCUGUUUGCACAAUACAAGAAGCAGACCAGUCAGGCCGAGUCAAAGGCCAAACAAAAAAGUAAACAACAACAAUCAAAGAAGACUAAACGAGAUGACAAUAAUACAGAUGAUACAACAACAACACAACCUAUCAAGCGCAAGAGGAAAUAA
This is a messenger RNA of Acytostelium subglobosum LB1, 2151 nucleotides long. RefSeq lists its product as hypothetical. Gene Ontology annotation, molecular function: protein binding. The record is from RefSeq and is a predicted model, not a curated record. NCBI's taxonomy places the organism in Eukaryota, Evosea, Eumycetozoa, Acytosteliales, Acytosteliaceae. The transcript has a single exon. Bases 1 to 2151 code for a protein of 716 amino acids.